AUGGCGACCGCAACACAAGCCGGCAGCGGGGUUGCAAACCAAGCAUUCAGGGUACCCAGCACCCCUCCAUGCCCCAUGUCCCCCAGCACUCCUAGCACGCCCAGCACUCCCCCCGCCCUCGAUGAUAAGGAGAAGCCCCUUGCGGUCCGGUCCGCCAACAUUGUCGCCGCUAGAGCCGUCGCCGAUGCCAUCAGAACAUCGCUCGGCCCGCGGGGCAUGGACAAGAUGAUCCGGAGCGGCAAGGGCGAGACCAUCAUCACGAACGACGGCAGCACGAUGCUCAAGAGCAUGUCGGUCAUGCACCCCACAGCCAAGAUGCUCGUUCAGCUAUCUAAGGCCCAGGACGUCGAGGCCGGUGACGGCACAACCUCGGUCGUGGUCAUCUGCGGCAGCCUGCUGGGUGCUGCCGACAGGUUACUACAGAAGGGAAUCCACCCAUCCGUCAUCUCGGAGUCGUUCCAGAGGGCUGCUGCCGCCGCUGUACAGGUGCUCCAUGACAUGUCACAACCCAUCGCCCUCACAGAUACCGCCGCCCUUCUACAGGCUGCCAACACCUCCCUCUCCUCCAAGAUCGUCUCGCAGUACUCGAACCUCCUGGGCCCCAUGGCCGUCAACGCCGUCACCAAGACCAUCGACAUCAAGACGGCUGACAACGUUGACCUCAAGAACAUCCGUGUUAUCAAGAAGGUCGGCGGCACGAUAGAGGACAGCGAGCUUGUCGACGGCCUGGUCUUGACGCAGCCUGUCAUCAAGAGCGCAGGAGGACCUGUACGGAUGGAGAAAGCCAGGAUUGGCAUGAUCCAGUUUCAGCUUAGCCCGCCCAAGCCUGAUAUGGAAAACACCAUUCAAGUCAACGAUUAUCGCCAGAUGGACAAGAUCGUCAAAGAGGAGCGCCAGUACCUCCUCAACAUGGUCAAGAAGAUCAAGAAAGCCAAGUGUAAUGUGCUCUUUAUCCAGAAGUCUAUCCUCCGCGACGCCGUCAACGAUCUCUCUCUGCACUUCCUGCAGCGCCUGGGUAUCCUGGCUGUCAAGGACAUUGAGCGUGAUGAGGUCGAGUUCAUCUGCAAGUCGACUGGCUGCAAGCCCAUUGCCGACAUCGAGAGCUUUACUGAGGACAAGCUCGGCUCGGCUGACCUCGUCGAGGAAGUACACAGCGCCGGCAGCCGCUAUGUCAAGGUGACGGGCACGAAGUCGACGGGCAAGACUGUUUCGGUCGUCGUGCGUGGUGCCAACAGCUUGAUCUUGGACGAGGCAGAGCGCUCUCUGCACGAUGCACUGUGCGUCGUACGCUGCUUGGUCAAGAAGAAGGCGCUGAUUGCUGGUGGUGGCGCGCCCGAGAUCGAGAUCGCUGCGCAGCUUAACAAGCAGGCCCGGGCAUUGUCAGGCACCGAGGCCAUCUGCUGGAAGGCCUUUGCAGACGCCAUGGAGGUCAUCCCAACCACGCUGGCUGAGAACGCCGGUCUUAACCCUAUCAAGGUGGUGACAGAGCUGCGCCACCGCCACGAGAUGGGCGAGAAGAAUGCCGGCGUCAGCAUCAAGAGCGGUGGUGUCAGCUCCGAUAUCACCAAGGAGAACGUCCUGCAGCCUUUGCUCGUCAGCACUAGCGCCAUUGAACUGGCGGCCGAAACGGUUAAGAUGAUCCUGCGUAUUGACGAUAUCGCCCUGAGCAGGUAA
Thermochaetoides thermophila DSM 1495 is the source of this 1674-nucleotide messenger RNA. RefSeq lists its product as uncharacterized. NCBI's taxonomy places the organism in Eukaryota, Fungi, Ascomycota, Sordariomycetes, Sordariales, Chaetomiaceae. Gene Ontology annotation, biological process: protein folding. Gene Ontology annotation, molecular function: ATP hydrolysis activity; ATP binding; ATP-dependent protein folding chaperone. The transcript is spliced from 4 exons. The record is from RefSeq and is a predicted model, not a curated record. The coding region runs from base 1 to 1674 and encodes 557 amino acids. Gene Ontology annotation, cellular component: chaperonin-containing T-complex.